CUACAGGUCCAAGCUAGACUCUCACUGUCCUGCACCCGACCCCCAGUCUGUUCUUCCUUUUUCUGUCUCAGCCGCAGAACUCUCCCGUCCCCUCCCUUGAGCACCCAGCCCUCUUGUUUCCGAUUUCAAGCCGGAACCGGAAGUCCAGUGGGCGGAGCCCGGCGGCGGAAAACGCAGCGGAGCCAGAGCCGGGACUCGGCUGUGGCCGCUGCUCUCGUCCCCGCCACGGAUCGCCGUGGCUCCAGGCUGAAGGUCGGUCCGGAGGCGGGUGGGCGCAGGUCUCCCCCGGAGUGUCCGGGCGGCAGCCUCCCUGGGCCUCCCGGGCUCCGCGAGGGAUCAUGUCUACAGCCUCCGCCGCUUCCUCCUCCUCCUCGUCGUCGGCCGGUGAGAUGAUCGAAGCCCCCUCUCAAGUCCUCAACUUUGAAGAGAUCGACUACAAGGAGAUCGAGGUGGAAGAGGUUGUUGGAAGAGGAGCCUUUGGAGUAGUUUGCAAAGCUAAGUGGAGAGCAAAAGAUGUUGCUAUUAAACAAAUAGAAAGUGAAUCGGAGAGGAAAGCUUUUAUUGUAGAGCUUCGGCAGUUAUCCCGCGUGAACCAUCCUAAUAUUGUAAAGCUUUAUGGAGCCUGCUUGAAUCCAGUGUGUCUUGUGAUGGAAUAUGCUGAAGGGGGCUCCUUAUAUAAUGUGCUGCAUGGUGCUGAACCCUUGCCAUACUACACGGCCGCCCAUGCAAUGAGCUGGUGUUUACAAUGUUCCCAAGGGGUGGCUUACCUUCACAGCAUGCAGCCCAAAGCGCUCAUUCACAGGGACCUGAAACCACCAAACUUGCUACUGGUUGCAGGGGGGACAGUUUUAAAAAUCUGUGAUUUUGGUACAGCCUGUGACAUUCAGACACACAUGACCAAUAACAAGGGAAGUGCUGCUUGGAUGGCACCUGAAGUUUUCGAAGGUAGCAAUUACAGUGAAAAAUGUGAUGUUUUCAGCUGGGGUAUCAUCCUUUGGGAAGUGAUAACACGUCGGAAACCCUUUGAUGAGAUUGGUGGCCCUGCUUUCCGUAUCAUGUGGGCUGUUCAUAAUGGUACUCGACCACCACUGAUCAAAAAUUUACCUAAGCCCAUUGAGAGCCUGAUGACUCGUUGUUGGUCUAAAGAUCCUUCUCAGCGCCCUUCAAUGGAGGAAAUUGUGAAAAUAAUGACGCACUUGAUGCGGUACUUUCCAGGAGCUGAUGAGCCUUUACAGUACCCUUGUCAGUAUUCAGAUGAAGGACAGAGCAACUCUGCCACCAGUACAGGCUCAUUCAUGGACAUCGCUUCUACAAAUACCAGUAAUAAAAGUGAUACUAAUAUGGAGCAAGUUCCCGCCACAAAUGAUACUAUUAAGCGCUUAGAAUCAAAAUUGUUGAAAAAUCAGGCAAAGCAACAGAGUGAAUCUGGACGUGUAAGCUUGGGAGCUUCCCGUGGGAGCAGCAUAGAGAGCUUGCCCCCAACCUCCGAGGGCAAGAGAUUGAGUGCUGACAUGUCUGAAAUAGAAGCCAGGAUCGCUGCAAACACAGCCUAUUCCAAGCCUAAACGGGGCCACCGUAAAACUGCUUCAUAUGGCAACAUUCUGGAUGUCCCUGAGAUCGUCACAUCAGGCAACGGACAGCCAAGACGUAGAUCCAUCCAAGACUUGAGUGUUACUGGAACAGAACCUGGUCAGGUGAGCAGUAGGUCAUCCAGUCCAAGCAUCAGAAUGAUCACUACCUCAGGACCAACCUCAGAAAAGCCAGCCCGAAGUCAUCCAUGGACCCCUGAUGAUUCCACAGAUACCAAUGGAUCAGAUAACUCCAUCCCAAUGGCUUAUCUUACACUAGAUCACCAACUACAGCCUCUAGCACCAUGCCCAAACUCCAAAGAAUCCAUGGCAGUGUUUGAACAGCACUGUAAAAUGGCACAAGAAUACAUGAAAGUUCAAACAGAAAUUGCAUUGUUACUACAGAGGAAGCAAGAACUAGUUGCAGAACUGGACCAGGAUGAAAAGGACCAGCAAAAUACAUCUCGUCUGGUACAGGAGCAUAAAAAGCUUUUAGAUGAAAACAAAAGCCUUUCUACUUACUACCAGCAAUGCAAAAAACAACUAGAGGUCAUCAGAAGUCAGCAGCAAAAGCGACAGGGCACUUCAUGAUUCUCUGGGACCGCUAAAUUUUAAAAUAUGCAAAGAAAGACUUUUUUUUUAAGGAAAGAAAAUCUUUACAAUGACAAUUCAUGAGUGUUAGCAUUUUGGCGUGUUCUGAAUGCCAAUUGCCUAUAUUUGCUGCAUUUGUUUCAUCGUAUUCCUUUUCUCAUGGUGGACAUGCUCUUCAACUGUCCCCUUGCAUAACAUGGGGGCAUCUGUAACUUGAAUAAGCAGCAGUUCUCAACUUCACAACAGACGCUGUGAACUGUGGCAGUAUAUGCAUGCUCAUUAUGUGAACGCCUUAAAAAACGGGGGGUCAAACUAGCUGCUAUAUGCAAACAUCAUCUUUUUUUCGAGGUGGAACCUCAAGAAUGAUUUUGUUCUUGUAUCUCAUCUCAAAAAACAAAUAAUUUUUUUUCCAAAAGAUGGUAUAUACCAUGUUAAAGACAGGGUAUUAUAAAUCUAGAGUAAAUGGUGGUACAUUAUGGAAAUGCAGAACCUUUAGGAAUAGUUCAAAGUGAGAGCUUUGAACGCCAACAUCCUUGGAUCAGGAUUGAACUUAGUUCCAUCAAUAAAAUAUUUAAAGGUAAGUGGUGGCUGCUGUAUUUAAUAAAAGCAUAUUUCAUUAGACUAAAAUUUGACUAUGAUACAUUGAACAAAAUGAAAUCUUUUCUUAAGGUAUAAAGAUUUUAAAGAUUUUUAAUUCUGUUUGCGUGUAUGUGUGUGGAAACUGUAAAGCUUUUAUGACUAUUAAUGUUUCUUAAAUGAAAUUAAAAGGUAAAUGAACAUGAUCCAGCUUAAAUGAUCAUUCCUUCCUAUAAUGAUUAUUGGCUUGUUUUAUUGUAUAUUUGAAAAACUGAAAAGAAAUAACAGAAAAUGGAAAUAAUUGCUCCAGCUAAAAGCCUCGGGCUUAGAUUUCUGUUACGACACCAAAUAAGUAAAGAAACCGGCAAAUGAGAAGUUAGUAAGGAAGUUAAAGAGGUAAAUAUAAAUUGGUCAGUUAUCCUAUUAAUCAAUAUUGGAAUAAUUGAUUUUCCUUUGCAUCCUAGAAUGCCUGUUACCUUUCAACACUUUUAAGGGCAUUUCAGCACUUAGAAAAAGAGGAAAUUUAUAUUGCUAACAGUAACUCUGCUACCAACUUUGAAAAUAAAAAUAAUAAUAAAACUUCAUUGAAAUAAAAGACUAUAUAUAAGCUCUAUUUUUUCAGUUGGUAUUUUAUCACAUUUUGAUACCAGUAUAAGGUAUCUUGAGUAAGGAUGUCAUCACCCUCAUCUUCAUAGCAUUAAUGUUUUAUGAAGAGAAAAUUUUAAAUGAAAGCAUAAUUGCUGUGAUUACUAGAAUUCUAUCAUGAUUGUAUUGUAGUUUUGCUCUAUUUCAGAUAAGCAAGUUGGCCUAAGAAGUUACCAAAACUAUUCUUAAAAAUGCUAAAGCAAGUAACUUUCUCUUCCUUUAUUGUUUCUUUCUCCCACUGAGUUUUAUAAUGUAUUUCUUGUGUAUACAAGCAAUAAAGGUAAAGGAUAGUUUGUACUAAAAUGUUUCAUUUCCAGCUUCUCCAAAAUCCAUUAGAAAGUUAUAGUAAAUAAAUAUCUACUAUUACUUCAUUUAAAUAAAAGGAGGGUUCUCAUUCCCGAAUAAUCUGGUCACCUAGUUGAAAGUCAUACUGGUCUCAUUAUAUUAAUAGUAAAAUAAAAUUGGCACAGAAAACAGUUGCAGGCUAAGGAGAAGUUAAGUACACCCACAGCACUGCUGCUCACAUGUACGUGUGUCACGCCACCAAGAGGGACCUCGUCAGUGUGUAUAGACUUUUCCAAUUAUCUCAGAUAUUCAGGUGUGGAUGCGAAAGUUUGACUUUAACAUUAGGAUACAGCAUUAUGGAUUUCUGUUUCUAGUCAUUAAUGAGUUUUUGCUAUACAUACUUCAAAGAAAAAAUUAUUUUUGUUUAUUAUUACAUGCAGUCACUUCAUAUAAAUAUCUGAAUAGUAAACGGAAGAAAAUAGUUUUAAGUCAUGGUGCCAAAUUCAAAAAAAGGCUCUUGGACACUUACUUGUUUGUUUACAGUGAGUUCCUGGAGAUUUUGAGUAGUUUUCCUGGAUGCGGAGCACAGUUCAGCCUUAUUUGGCCGCUAAGGGGUUGUGUUGGCAAGCUUAUUCUUUUUUAAGUCCUGGUUGUCCUUGAUGAUGGGAGAAAGGGAUAGCAGGGAUAAUUGGAAUCCACAGCCUCUUUGCCUGUCCAUCAAACCUUCAAGCAGAGAUGGUAACAAGGAACCAGAUCUUUAUUCUGAUUUUACCAUUUAUUCUUACCCUUGUUUUUUGGUGGAAACAGCAAACAAGCAAGUAUCUAAGAGACCCAAGCCAAGAAACUCAUGACUCAAGCCCUAAUUAUAUUUUAUUCUUGCCUCCAGAGAAAGAAAACAAAGCUUUUAUCUAAUCUGGUGGGAAAUACUCUUCAGCAGUAAAAGUAGCUUUUCUGAGUCAAAUAAAAAUCAUUUAAGAAUAUUUGCCUUAAAGGAACACAGCAUAUGGAAGAGGUUUGUUUAAAGUUGUUUACAAAUGUUUGACUAUUUUUGAUGAAGUGUUUUAGAGUAUUGGAUGUCUUUCUCUCCCCAAGUUUCUUUUAUGUUCCUAGUUUCAGCUCCUGCCUGUAGCCAGACCACAGGCCUUGCCUGUGAAACUUCUCUUUUUGUAAGUGUGUGGUUUUCAUCAAUCAACUCCUUUCUUCAAAUGGUAGGAAAUUCUACUUCUGUCAUUCAGAACAUUUAAUGUAAAAUGAUGUAAUGCAGAUAUUUCUGUGCAUACUGUACAAUUGAAGGAAGCUUUUCAGAUUUAUUUUUGUCUGUAAUAAAAUUCAGAUUGUUAUUCUGAA
Manis javanica (Malayan pangolin) is the source of this 5012-nucleotide messenger RNA. RefSeq names its product mitogen-activated protein kinase kinase kinase 7 (gene MAP3K7). NCBI's taxonomy places the organism in Eukaryota, Metazoa, Chordata, Mammalia, Pholidota, Manidae. Gene Ontology annotation, molecular function: magnesium ion binding; MAP kinase kinase kinase activity; ATP binding. The record is from RefSeq and is a predicted model, not a curated record. Gene Ontology annotation, biological process: protein phosphorylation; JNK cascade; positive regulation of canonical NF-kappaB signal transduction.